AGUCUACUCCAAUGAUUAGUCCUGAAAAGAAUGCAGAACAUUCUUUUAAGGAUGUUGAAAAGUGAAACGACCAGCUUGGGAAAAAUAAUAGAUCAAAUAGUAUCCUCCUCUCUUUUGACGGGAUUCAAGAUGAGGCAAUUGAGAAGGUUUCCAAAGAUGGAGUUGAUACUGAAUCUACAGAUGAUAAAAUCAAAGGAAUUACUUACAUGAUGAUCGCUGGAGUAAGUUUCUCACUAGGAGCCAUUGCUUGAAAAUUUGCAUAUAAUAGGAAUGAAUAUUUGACAGGUAUCGACUAUAUUCUUUGAAGAUCAUUAACCCUGAUUAUCUGAUCUCUGAUCCAGGUAAUGUCAACAAGGGUCAAUGUCCUUGAUGUCAAGAAAGGAUAUAGAGCAUUAUUAGCCAUUAGAUGUAUUAUAGGAGCGAUUGGAAUGCCAUGUUUCUUCAUUGCUAUGAAAUACAUUCCUUUAAGCCUAUCAACUCUGAUCUUCAAUAUACAUCCACUGUUCGUCGGGAUACUUGCUUAUUUUAUUCUGAAUGAGAAUCUCACAAAACUUAAAAUAUUGGCUGUUUGUGGGGCUUUAGUAGGCGUAUAUUUACUGACACUUCAUAAGAGCGGCCACGACCAGCAGAGCAAGCAUUAUACAUUAGGCAUAUGACUUGUGUCAAUCACUUGAGUGUGAGCUUCAAUUGUGAGUAUAAUGUUGAGAGUAUUGAACAAAGAGAUCCAUUUCGCGAUGAGUCCUUUCUGGUUCAGUGCAACGACGCUAGUCAUGUCUCUUUCAUUGCUCUGAGUGUAUCCAGCUGCUUAUAACUUUGCACAUUAUACAUAUUCAGAGAUAAGCCUCUUUCUUAUAUCAGGAUUCUUUAACUAUGGAGGACAGAUGUUCAAGUCACUAGCGUUUAAAUACUCUGAUGCAUCUCUUGUGUCACCUUUACAAUACUUCAAUGUCCUCUAUUUGUUCUUAAGCGAUAUCAUAAUCUUCAAAUCAACCUUCACAGCGUUUGAUGGGCUUGGAGGAAUGAUCAUCUUGGUGAGCUUAUUGAUGCCUAUCUUCUACACCAUUCAUCUAAAGUAUUCUAAAUCAAAAGAACUUGCAGGCUAAUUUCGGUUAAGAUUUCACAACAACGACUUAUU
Molecule: messenger RNA, 1135 nt
Organism: Moneuplotes crassus
Lineage: Eukaryota; Ciliophora; Spirotrichea; Euplotida; Euplotidae
Source: the annotation of a GenBank genome assembly